CAGAGACUCUUUCUGGCACUUCUGAACCAGGAAAUUCAGCAUGUGCCGGAAGGAUAAUGCUGAAUGACUUCGAUCCUUUACUGCCCUCCUCUGGCUCUCCUUUUCAUUCAGCUCUACGGGGAGAAACCAUUGGAACCUCUAAUGCUGUAUCAGCCUUUCAGGGUGAGGAGUGUGGUGUCUGUACUAUGGAACAAGCUGUAGAUUCACAGCCAGUGCCAUUAGAAUCAGAAUCUAAUACUGACAACAUGGAAAAUAGCUCUCCUGCAUCAGUUUUGGAUGAGAAAGGUGAGCAAAGCAAUGAGGAGGAACAAAAAACUAUCAAGCCUACAAGUAAAGAAUUCAGGAAGACCUGGGGGUUCCGAAGGACGACAAUUGCGAAGCGAGAAAGCGCAGGAGAUGUUGAUGUGGACUCCAGUGAACAACAUCCACAUCAGCAACAAAGCUUAAACCUGAGGCGUAGUGGACGGAAACCAAAGCGAACUUUUUAAAGAGUGGAAGAAUUUCUUACAACAGUCAGGCGCAGGGGAAGGAGGAGUGUUCCUACUAUUCUGGAAGAUUCCAGUGAACCAGCAUCCUGUCCAGCUACGGAUGCCGAAACCGCUUCAGAAGAUAGUGUUGAGAGCACUCCAGAUACAAAACCUGUAACUCGGAGGAUUAUGACUAGGAGCAGUAAGGAUCAGAAAGGCUCUAAAAGUAGACGCACUAAAGAGGAGGAGGAGGAGGAAGAAGAAGAAGAGGUGGAAGAAGAAGAGGAAGAAGAAGAAGGAGAUACUUCUGAUAGUGAUAGUGAUGGGUUAACACUAAAGGAACUGCAGAAUCGACUGAGGAACAAACGCAUUGAACAGAAACCUGUUCAGGUGACGUUGAAGGAUAUACAGCACCGCCUGAGGAAAAGAAAUUCAGAACAAGAUCCUACAGAAACUGGUGAUGUCCAGUCGGAAAAACAAGUUGAGUCUGAGUUGCCUGUCAAACAAGAGCCUGAUACCACAGACGGCACUGAGAUUGCAAGUCAAGUGGCUGUGUCUCAGGAAGAUAGCAAAGAUAUCCCGGUUCAGAAGGAGGUAAAGCCUGCCCUUGGCUCAAAAGAGGUCACAGAUGAAGAACCUGAAGAACUUCCCAAAAGCAAACCUGAGUCUGAGAUUUAUGACCCAAACGCACUGUAUUGUAUUUGCCGUCAGCCUCAUAACAACAGGUUUAUGAUUUGUUGUGACAGAUGUGAGGAAUGGUUUCAUGGUGACUGCGUGGGCAUUUCUGAGGCUCGAGGGCGGUUGUUGGAACGGAAUGGUGAAGACUACAUCUGCCCAAACUGCACCAUUCUACAGGGACAGGAUGAGUCCGUUUCAGAACUAGACCAGCAGGAAGCUAAAGCAGGGCAAGUGAAUGUGGAUGGCACAGAAUUCACCAGCAUAGGAACAAUUGAACAAAAAUCUAUUGAGGACCAAGGAAUUAAGGGUAGGAUUGAAAAAGCUGCAAAUCCAAGUGGGAAGAAAAAACUAAAGAUAUUUCAACCUGUUAUUGAAGCUGCUGGCGCAUCGAAGUGCAUUGGUCCCGGCUGUUCUAACCUGGCUCAGCCCGAUUCCGUGUAUUGCAGCAAUGACUGCAUUCUCAAACACGCAGCAGCCACGAUGAAGUUUUUAAGUGCUGGCAAAGACGCAAAACCAAAACCUAAAGAGAAGAUCAAACCAAAAUCUGAAAAACCUGCCAUGCCAAAAUCUCAGCUGCAGGCAGGUGUUAAGCCUCCUACAAACCAAAAGAGACCGUUUCCUGAGAAGAGAGAGAUGAAUAUGAAGACUGUUGUGACAACUGCCAAGACUGAGGCAAACACUCAACCUCUUGCUAAAGAGCCAGCAGCAGAAAACAGCACACCGUCCUGGGCAAGCGAUCAUAAUUACAAUGCUGUAAAGCCUGAAAGGACUGCUGCCAUUUCAUCUUCACUGUUGUUCAAAUGUAUGUAUCGCAUAGGGAUAUUCCUGAGUAAUCAUAUAAUUUUCUUUGAAUACCCUGCCACUUUUGGCUCUGCAAGACUAGGGAGUUUAGGAUUUGGGGUGUUUUUUUCUUAA
This is a messenger RNA of Eurypyga helias (sunbittern), 2060 nucleotides long. RefSeq names its product death-inducer obliterator 1-like. Gene Ontology annotation, biological process: apoptotic signaling pathway; positive regulation of DNA-templated transcription. Gene Ontology annotation, cellular component: Set1C/COMPASS complex. The record is from RefSeq and is a predicted model, not a curated record. Lineage: Eukaryota; Metazoa; Chordata; Aves; Eurypygiformes; Eurypygidae.